CGUACCACUGACAGUUUGCCACAUCGGACCAAAAAGGCGCAUGUAGAUAUGGCUAUGUCCCUGUCUUGUUUCUCUUUCCUUUUCCAACAGUCCAUCACUCUGCCCAAUUUCAAUGGAGUCCCUGUCAAAAAAUAGAGCAUUUAAUUAAGUAAUCGAAGAGAAAAAGACCUUAAAGAAUGGGAAAGAUUGCAGCAGCUCAUACAUCAUGUUCUUGCACAUGCCACUACAACUUUUUGGUGCCCAAAUUGAAGGGAGGAGGAUUCUUGUUCUUGCAGGCAAAGCAAAAGCCAAUGAUUGUCAAGUCCCAGAUGAUAAAUACUAAUGCAACAACUUAUACUUCCAAAAUUAGCACUGAUAUUCCUCUCCAUGAAAUCCCAGGGGUACUAGUUUCAUUUGAUCGGUAUCUGGAGAACAAGCCUCGAGUUUUCAAGGCCAUUUUUCCUGACAAAAGAAGGAGCCAACAGCUCAAUGAGGAAGAGUGGAGAAUUCACAUGCUACCCAUAGAGUUCCUAUUUAUAACAGUGUGGCCAGUUAUUGAUAUGAGAUUGAGAUGUAAAUUCAAAGGAGUCGAGUACCCACCUGGGAUCUCGCAUGAUGUUUCUAAGGUUCUUGAACUCGACAUAAUAAGAUGGGAGCUUCAGGGGCUGGAUGAUGCGCUGAAGCCAUCUCAGUUCUCACUUGGUGUAAAAGGCUCUCUUUACCCCGAUAGGAAUGGACAACGGAGCAGGCUGAAAGGUCAACUACAGAUGAGCAUUAGCUUUGUUCUUCCACCCUUGCUAGCUUUGGUUCCCGAAGAUGUUCGUAGAGAUGUUGCUGAGUCGGUGCUAAGUGGGCUACUGCAGAACAUGAAGAGUAAAGUAAAUGGUAGCUUACUCUCUGACUAUGCUGAAUUCAAGAGGGAAACGCAGAAGAACUCAGUCUGAACACUUUAAUCGAACAGAAAUCUUUCAAAUUGACAUUAGUAUUCAAUGGUAUCUAAGAAUGAGGAACUUCUGUAAUUUUAUUCAUGGGAAUUGCACAUAGAUACAUACAAUACAGGAUAAGUAUUCCCAAAAUUUUGAAAGUUAAUUCUUUCUGAGUUGAAAAAAUAAAAGAAUCUUUCUGAAGAUGAAUGUCGAAGUUAUGUGCAAGUGACAAGCGAGUUUUAUACAUUACAAUUUGAGAUUUGUGUCU
Messenger RNA from Lycium ferocissimum, 1173 nucleotides. RefSeq lists its product as uncharacterized. Bases 177 to 923 code for a protein of 248 amino acids. NCBI's taxonomy places the organism in Eukaryota, Viridiplantae, Streptophyta, Magnoliopsida, Solanales, Solanaceae. The transcript is spliced from 5 exons. The record is from RefSeq and is a predicted model, not a curated record.